CUGAAUUGGUCCUCGCGCAACGCUGCGCGGCGGCCUAUGGAAUGCAAGUGCUCCAAUUCCGAAAACGGAAACUGAAAAGUCAAUGAGAAAGCAAUAGUUGAAAAGUCUAAGGCUGUCUUCAUAUCGUUACGGCAUUCACUUCGAUGUUUAUUUUUAUCAAAAUGUUGUUUCGAAAUCUACCUGCUGCUGCGGUCGCAUGCCUGGUCUUGCCGGCUUUUCAAAUAGUCGUGCAUGCUCACUCAGGCAACCGUGAAGCUGUCCGAGCAUGUGGUGUCAUCCUUCGGGAUAUGCCAGAAAGACUCGCAAGCUCCUUUUGUUCGUCCUACGCUGAAAUUCCGGAUAUAACGUCGACAUGCACAUCGACAAAGACUCGAAAAAUCACAGUGACCAGCAUUGCAUCCUGUUCCGCAACGACAACUGCAAGCACAUCGUAUGUGGAGCGCACCACGUUUCUGAGCAUAAUCUAAUGUUAAAAGAAAAUCUACUGACAAAAGCUCUGCCAGGAAGAGCUUUUCCGGCAAACCUUCUUCCAGCAAGAGUAAUACAUCCACUCCGCAACCUGGACCCAGUUCGAUCGUGCCCACUUCCACCCAUUAUAGUGAAACUCUCACAAGUAAAUCAACUGAUACG
This is a messenger RNA of Paraphaeosphaeria sporulosa, 630 nucleotides long. RefSeq lists its product as uncharacterized. The coding region runs from base 144 to 467 and encodes 107 amino acids. NCBI's taxonomy places the organism in Eukaryota, Fungi, Ascomycota, Dothideomycetes, Pleosporales, Didymosphaeriaceae. The record is from RefSeq and is a predicted model, not a curated record. The transcript has a single exon.